AAAAAACACAGGAGCAAAAGUUUUUUUUUUUUUACACGAGGAUGGACGGAGUGAAGCGGUCGGACUAACGCAUUCAUUUAUCUAAAGGAAAACAAAAUAAGUUUGCUACUUAGGAGGACGAACCACGUCUUUGUUCGGAACAGAAUUCGGAACUUUUGUGACGUAAAAGAAGAAGGAACGUGUGUUUUUUGGGGAGAGUUUGGGGAAAAAUGUCUUCUUCGCAGGAGCUCGUCGCUAUGAAAUAUGUCGCCGUUCUGCUUCUUUUCACCGCAGUUGAACUCCUACACGGGAAUAUGGAGAGUUUAGAGCCGUGUCCGAGUCCCUGUACGUGCAGGGGCACUUUACUGGACUGUAGCCGGCUUACAAAUGGGUCCAAUCUUCAGAGACUCCCUUCCUGGAUCACGCAAGUGGACCUGAGCCAUAACAAAUUACAAACACUUCCUGAAGAGCUGCUUUCCCAAGCGUACCACCUAACCGAAAUAGAGCUGGAUAACAACAAAUUGAAGACGCUGCCGGAUUUUGGCCCUUAUUCUGGCAAUAUCAGCGUCCUCAUUCUAGCUAAUAACAAGAUCUCGAGCAUAUCAACGGAGCAGCUCAGAGCAUUGUCUGCGCUGGAGAUCCUGGACCUCAGCAGUAACAAGUUGGUGGACGUGAAGCGAUUCCCUACUCUGCCUCUGAAAAACCUGUUCAUGAAUUACAACCACAUCUCUGUGUUGGCGCCGGACUGCUUUAAGAAUCUAUCAGACACCCUGCUGUUGUUGAAACUGAACAGGAACCAUCUGAACUCCAUUCCUGCCAAAACCUUCCAACUUGACAACCUUCAGCACCUAGAUCUGAGCAGGAACCGGCUGCGACGAAUCAAAAGCUUGUCCUUCAACGGCCUUCCCGCACUCCGCUCGUUAAAUAUGCAGAGGAACCGUAUCGUGCGUCUGUUGGACGGAGCAUUUUGGGGCCUCAGCAAACUGGAUAUCCUGCAGCUGGACUACAAUAAUUUGACCGCAGUGAGUAAGGGUUGGCUGUACGGGCUGUCGUCCUUGCAGAAUCUACAUGUGGCUCACAACGCCAUCAGUCGCAUCAAAGCUGACUCUUGGGAACCCUGUCAGAAACUCGCUGAGCUCGACCUCGGCUCUAAUCAGCUGGUACGCCUGGAAGAGGGAAGCUUCAUGCGCCUGAGCGAGCUGAAGCAGCUCUUUAUUGGCUACAACCAGGUCAGCUUCAUCGCUGACGGAGCCUUCAGAGACCUCACCAGUCUGCACACGCUGGAUCUGGAAUAUAAUGAGAUUUCCUGGACCAUUGAGGAUAUGAAUGGACCCUUUUCUGCGCUGAACAGUCUUCGAAAUCUUUUUCUUCAGGGGAAUCAGAUUCGAUCAGUUACCAAGAAGUCUUUCACAGGACUGGACUUGCUGGAGCGCCUUGACCUCAGCAACAAUGCCAUCAUGUCAAUUCAAGGAAAUGCCUUCUCCCAGAUGAAAAAACUGGAAGAGCUGCACCUGAACACGUCAAGUCUGCUCUGUGACUGCCAGCUGAAGUGGUUCCCGCUGUGGGUGGCAGAGAACGCCUUCCUCUCCUUGGGCAACGCCAGCUGUGCCCAUCCACAGCCAUUGAAGGCCAAGAGUGUCUUUGCGGUCAGCCAGGACGAAUUUGUGUGUGCUGAUUUCCCCAAACCGCAAAUCACAGUGCAGCCUGAGACGCAGUCAGCCAUCAAAGGCACCAACGUGACCUUUGUAUGCUCUGCAGCCAGCUCCAGUGACUCGCCCAUGACCUUCGCCUGGAAGAAGGACAACGAGGUACUGAACAACGCAGAGGUUCACAACCAGGUUCAUCUUCGAGCGCAAACGGGCGAUGGGAGCCAGGUUACUGAGUACACGACCACACUGCAGCUGCGCCAUGUGGAAUCUUCCAGCGAGGGCAAAUACCAGUGCGUCAUCUCCAACUACUUCGGCUCCACCUAUUCCACCAAGGCCAAACUUACUGUCCACAUGCUGCCGUCCUUUUCUAAAAUUCCUAUGGAUCUGACGGUCCGCGUGGGAGCCACAGCCCGGCUAGAGUGUGCCGCUACCGGGCAUCCGACUCCUCAGAUAGCCUGGCAGAAAGACGGAGGCACUGACUUUCCAGCUGCAAGAGAGCGGCGGAUGCAUGUUAUGCCCAGCGAUGCCGUCUUCUUCAUUGUGAAAGUGAAAACGGAAGAUAUUGGCGUGUACAGCUGCACUGCCCAGAAUACAGCUGGCGCUAUAUCUGCGAAUGCCACAUUGACUGUACUAGAAAUGCCCUCUUUCCUGCGGCCACUGGCGGACCGCACUGUAGCAAGAGGCGAGACUGCUGUGCUGCAGUGCAUCGCAGGUGGAAGCCCUCCCCCACGCCUAAAUUGGACCAAGGAUGACGGGCCACUAGCGUUGACCGAGCGCCAUUUUUUUGCUGCUGGAAACCAGCUCCUGAUCAUCGUAGAUGCAGCAGAGGCUGAUGCCGGCACUUACACCUGUGAGAUGUCUAACCCGCUUGGCACAGAGAGGGGGAAUGUGCGCCUGGCUGUCUUGCCAAACCCUAAUUGUGAGACAAACCAGGCAGGCACGGGGUUACUGGGCCCAGCCGGCAGUGGAUCAGAUGAGGAUGGCUGGACUACAGUGGGCAUCGUCAUAAUUGCUGUAGUGUGCUGUGUGGUGGGCACGUCACUGGUGUGGGUGGUCAUCAUCUACCACACACGCCGACGCAACGAGGACUGCAGUGUCACCAACACUGAUGAGACCAAUCUGCCAUCAGACAUUCCUAGCUAUCUGUCCUCUCAGGGAACCCUGGCAGAGCGCCAGGAUGGCUACGUUCCCUCUGAGAGCGGCAGCAAUUACCAGUACGUGAGCUCUUCCUUGGGAGGAAUCUACAUGCAGCCUAAGGACAUGAAGGGUGUUUGUCAACUAGACACAGGAAGUGAAACGGACAUGGAGGUGGCCAUUGAUCCUAUGCUUUGCCAUUUCCAAGGGCCUGCCGGCACACUGAUGAGGAGAGGCAACCUGUAUGGCCCAGAGCCCACAGACACGUAUAUAGGCUGUGCUGCAGAUCAGAGGCUUAUGUGCAGAGAUUCUUACAGUCCAUCGCUCCCCGGCCUAAAAAAGCAAGAGUAUUACACACACACUCCCUCGCUGUCCUCAGACCCUAUUGACUACAUGAGCUCCGGGAUGCUGGUACAUCGUGAGUCGGGAGAAUGUAUCCAGUCACAGCGCCCUUCCGCCUCCUACAUGGGAACUUUUGGUAAAGCACCAUGGAUGUCCCAACAGGAGCAUUCCCCCAGCCUCUGCACUUCAGUCUCUCACAAAGGAGCGACACUUCAUGAAAACCUGCACACGCCCUUCGAUUACGACUCCGAGCGCGAGGACGACAUCUCCACUCAUUCGCUUUCCCAAAAUCUGAAGGCGGACCAAGAUGGCAGUGUGUACGAGCUGCCGUCCGACAACAACAGGACAGUAGAGAGCUCCCUGAGCUCUCAAGCCCAUUCAUAGCACCACAGGCAGAGAAACAGAGAGACUGCACACUCCGUUUAUUUAAAUGAAUUCUACCUCAGCUUGGACGCUUCUUGUGCACGCUGGUUUUGAAUGUAAAAGGUAAAAAUGAAAAUUUAAAAAAAAAAAAUAAAAAUUUUCACAAAUUUGAAAAAUAAAAUAAAAAUGAGAAAGUAUAUACAUUGUUUCUUUUGUACAAGAACAGAUAAAAAAAAACAUAUAUACAUUUUAUAAAGUUACUUUUAUUUUGUAAAUUAACAGUGUAAAUAGGAUCCAUUAUUUUGUGUACUUUUUAACGGGAAGAUUGUUGUCAUGAACAGACGUGAGUCAGAUAAUCAAAACAAACAUAAGGGAAUAGUAAUGGCUGGUCCACCUCUUCUACACAAAGACUCCUUUGUGUUUCUGUGCAGUGUUUGCAAAUGACAGCACAACGUCUCAUGGGUACUUUUCUUUUUCUUCUAGUCAUAAUAUGGCUUGUGUCAUUUUAGGACUUUUACAUUUGCCUUCACCUACCUGUUCCAUCUGCGACUUUGGUUUCUUUUUUAUUUAUUUAUAUAUAUUUUUUAAAAAAAGGAUGUAUUCCAGCAAAUUAAUACAGUGUUUGGCCCAUUUCUGUUUGUGAGUCUGUUUAGUUUCCCAUGCAUAUGCUUUUGGGGGGGUUUUUUUGUUGUUGUUUUUUUUGUUACAAGUAAAGCACCCUUUUGCACAUAUCACUCUUUGAUAAUAAAACAUGUGCUGCUACACAGUCAACAAACGGUUCUGAUUUCAUGUUUAACCUUGUCUUUAAACCUAGAAUAAAUGUCCCUGUUGCUUCUCUUAAAUUCAUGUCAAGCCAGUCAAAUGGGAAAGGAAUGAUUUAUAGAGUGUGUAUAUUCUUCAAAGCAUCUCUGGAAAAGUCUGUCCUAGUGGACUAUUCCCAAAAGUUAACUUGGUCCCUGGAGCACCAGGUCAUGUUUUGAUGAUGGUAAGGACAGCAUGACAUCUCUCAGCUGCUUUUCCUCACCUUUGUUUGGUCUUGGUGUUGAGACUGGUUGUGAGGUUUAUUAGCUUCUCCAAGUUCCACCACAGACCACUAAACAUAGCCAUAAGCUUCCCUAUUCAGCCCCGUACCUAGUAACUUAAAAACACACAUUUAAAAGGUUUUAAUCUUUAAACAGUGUGCGAGUAAACGUGCUUGUGUAUGGGGGUUUAACACUCCUGCUGCUGUGUCCGUGCUCAGUGCUGCGGUUGGGGGUUUUGAUACAUUCUGUUUUGAAAUGUGUGGCUUAAUAAUAAUUUCCUCUAUGAUGGUUCUGUAUUCGGCCAUGAUUCAGGUCCUGGUAGCAUUUUCAUUUCAGUAGGCCUAUCAUAUUUUCCUUUUCUAUCCGAUGGAAACCUUGAGUUACUUUCUCCAAUGCACAGUAAACACUAUAUUUUAUACAACAUGAUAUUCUUAUCAGGCUGUUUCUAUAUACUGCCUCCUGAUGUUGAGUAUUCCAAUCAUAUACCCACUUAUUUUCUUUAUAUAUUUUUUUUCUUUUUAGUUACAUUACUAGCCCAAGGACAAAUCUUUGCCAGUUUGGAGAUGUGGAACACGGUUUGAUCGCCCAGUUUCAUAUAAUGCUUAUUGACUGGUUUCUAUGGAUACCAGGAAUUUUAGAGGAUAGCAUCACUCAG
Ictalurus furcatus (blue catfish) is the source of this 5144-nucleotide messenger RNA. It is a transcript of the gene lrig3, whose product is annotated as leucine-rich repeats and immunoglobulin-like domains 3. Lineage: Eukaryota; Metazoa; Chordata; Actinopteri; Siluriformes; Ictaluridae. Gene Ontology annotation, molecular function: protein binding. The record is from RefSeq and is a predicted model, not a curated record. The coding region runs from base 210 to 3488 and encodes 1092 amino acids. The transcript is spliced from 19 exons.